Molecule: messenger RNA, 5031 nt
Organism: Hylaeus volcanicus
Lineage: Eukaryota; Metazoa; Arthropoda; Insecta; Hymenoptera; Colletidae
Gene: CrebB
Product: cyclic AMP-responsive element-binding protein 1
Exons: 8
Coding region: 1826-2740 (304 amino acids)
Biological process (GO): regulation of transcription by RNA polymerase II
Cellular component (GO): transcription regulator complex; nucleus
Molecular function (GO): RNA polymerase II cis-regulatory region sequence-specific DNA binding; protein binding; DNA-binding transcription factor activity, RNA polymerase II-specific
Source: RefSeq, a predicted model, not a curated record
UUACUAUACUAGAGAUAUUAAAAUUGAUAUUUUCAGUUUUAAAUAUGCAUUAGCUUACAGUGCAUCUAUUACAGAAUUUGCUACAAAUGCCUUAUCAAUGAGUCUUUGUAAUUUUCUUUUUAUUCUUUGGUAUAAAAUAAAUGGUGAUUUUUUUCAUAGAUUAAUAAUUUAAGGAUUAAAUUAUCAUUUAUUAACUCAGUAGUGGCUAAGCGAUAGUCAAACAUAAUUUUGAUCCCUUUUUUUUGUAAAAUUAAUGUAUUAUUACAUAAGCAUAUUACCAGCACGAUAACUAAAUAGAAACUAACCGGGGAAGGGAAACAAGAUUCGAUGAUGCUCGAUGACUUUCUCCCUCGUUCGACACGAAUCCGUGUCAAGGGUUGGUGAAGCAUAUGUGUAUCCAUAUGAAUAUGACAAUGACGUCACCGAAUGACGUCAGCACCGUUACAAGUUUCUUCCGAGCUACUAUAUAAUUUAUGUAUUCGUGAAUACUGUUAUGUACUGUAUGUAAUUUAGAUCAUGCGAUUUACAUAUGUUAACUUAUGUAUUCCGUUGACGAAAAAACACGUAAUCGAAGGACGUAAAACAAAAUUCCAACGCGAUACAAGUUGGACCUAUUUAGUCAAUUUUCCUUCGCAAUUUGUUAUUUUUAGCGAUAUACAAAUUUCGUUAAUACAUAGCGAUAUAUUGUGGCGCAUUUAAAUAGGUACGUUAUUCGUAGUCUUUCGAAAAUAUUCGUUGAGAUGUUAAUUUUCAGUAUACCACGAAACACGGCUAAAAAGCAACGUGUAAAGUAACAGAAUGAACGAAUUAAAAACAGCAAUUUAUGAAAGAAAACAGGAUAUACCAAAGGUCAUUGAUUCAAUGAUUACUUGAAUCUUGAAUAAUAUCAGUUUUCUUCGCGACGAAACCACAGACGAAUUUAAUUUGUGGUUGAAUGACGCAUGGUCUCAUAAUAAUAAUAAAGAUUGGAUAUCAAAAGAGUGAGAACAAAAAAUGAAAACUAGCUGGUAUCAAAAAUAUUUGUAAAUUCACAAAUACAAAUGAAGUAUGAAGUUGAGCUAAUUUUGAACGAUAAAAUCUUAUAAUUCAUACAAUCAAAACAAUGCCGUUAAUGAUGAAUAAAUAAUCAAUUUCGAUCGUUAACAAUUCUAUCGGUAAUCGUAACAUUGCUCGUGAGAUCUAAAUAAUUUUACGACUUCGUAAUGUUCAUGGAAUAAUACGUAAUAAUGGAAAAUUGUUAUGUUACGAACAGGUUAUAUUGACACAGCUGCGCAACGAAACUGCGGGUGUAAUUAAACAAAUUGAAAAUUACGUUGAAAUUACUACGUCUCACAAUUGACAGUUCGUAACAUUACAAAUUACACGCGGGAUACGCAGUGGUUCGCUGUAAUAAAAUAAUAUACGAUAGCGCGUACAGUACAUUUAUUCAAGGACAUCAUUUAAAACGAAUUAUCGGAGAUCUAGAAACUAUUUCUCCUUAUGAACGAGUCGAUCGCAUGAUUGUAAAUUAUUGUUAGUAGAUUUGGAAGAUGCGACUUUUCAUUGACUUUGAAGAAAAUUUUCAGAAAAAGCCAAUAGUGUCGAUAUCGUUCGCGCACGACGUUAUGGUUUCCGUCACUAUCCGAUGCACGAUCAGCUUACGAGAGGGUAGAGGGAAACGGUCCGCCAUUUUGAUCGUGACGCGCAGCGCGGAGGUCGUGGGCUCCACCAGUGACGAAGCCACUGGAGUUUUGACGUGGCUGCUACGUACCUGCCCGUUUGCCCACUCCGAUUGCAGCAAAGUUGGUGACGAGAAAUACGUAACUGGGUUUGAGGUUCCCAGGCUAUGGAAAGUAUGGUUGAAGAAAAUGGAUCAACUGUUGACCCAUUGGCUACAGGUCCCCAAGAUGCGGCACCAGCAAUAGCUACAUCGGUACAAUCUCUCAAUAGAACACAUCAGCAGCAAACUCAUCAUCUGGUAGCUUCUACCAGCAUUGUGCAACUGACGCUACCUUCGUCAGGAACAACACAGGUACAGUCUGUUAUACAACCUAAUCAGCAAUCAGUAAUUCAGACUGCAACAAAUAUUCAACCUGUUGCUAUUUCAAAAGGAAAUGUUAUUCUUGUUAGUAAACCCAACUCUGUUAUUCAAACAGCUCAAGCAAGUUUGCAGACACUUCAGGUGGUCGAGACAGGUAGCGAUGAUAGUUUCUCGGACUCUGAAGAAUCGCCAGAACAGAGAGGAGGUAUUCUUACCAGACGUCCGUCUUAUAAGAAAAUUCUCAAUGAUUUAGGUGGCGGUGAAAUUACAGACGGUCGAUUGCCCCCUCUAGAAUCAUCUUCUGAGUGUGAUUCUAACGUGGACAGUGAAGUAUCUUCCCACUCGCUCCAUUAUCAGACAGUAAUUCCCGCUGGUACCAUUCAAAUUGCAACCCAAGGAGAGGGUGUUCCAGGACUUCAUACGUUAACUAUGAGUAACGCAGCAACAGCGGGCGGAGCUAUAGUACAGUAUGCGCAAGGUCAAGAUACACAGUUUUUUGUCCCAGCUUAUACAGGACACGGUGUUGUAGUAGAGGAUGCGGCUAGAAAAAGAGAAUUAAGGUUGCUUAAGAAUAGAGAAGCAGCGCGCGAGUGUAGAAGGAAAAAGAAGGAGUAUAUAAAGUGUUUAGAAAAUCGUGUUGCAAUAUUGGAAAAUAGAAAUCAGACGUUAAUAGAGGAACUAAAAUCCUUAAAACAGCUAUGCGAGCCGAAAACUGACUGAGGUUGGUGUUUAAUGUUGAGACAUUGUAUCAAAACUAUUAACCAGCUAAAAAAUCUGUACAUGUCUGUUUUGUGUACAUUAUCCUAAACGUUGUUAGGUAAGCAAUGGUGAUGUACAUGCAUUCUUAUAAAUAAGUGUUUCUGUAACAUAUUGUAUUUAAGUGCGAAUACGAAGGCUUGUGAAACUUGCUAUUACUAAAGCGAGAAGCCAAAGGUAUAUGAAAUACGAAGGCAGCAAAUAGGCAAUAUUCAGGAAGUCAAUCUAUAUUUUGGAUAAAUUUAACAAUCAUAUAAAUUCAUAUUGACGUUUACAUAUUCAAAAACCAUACAUUGAUAACAAAACAGUAACAUCAAUGUUUGAAGCACAUUCAUUUAGAUUAUAAUGAAUAUGUGACGUUGAACAAUACUUCGGCAAUGUUUUAUCUAUAAAUGAUUGUAUUUGUGUAGUUUUCCUCUACUUUAGGGAACUUUACAUUAGCGAAAGUUCGAGAGAAUUACGAAAAAUGAGAAAAUACGUUUACCUGUAGUCAAUUUAUAACAGAUAAUUUGUCGCUGUAACAAAUACUUCAAAGACGCCUUAUACAAACUAUUUGCUAAUGCGAUUUAGAAAUUACUAGGUACAAUCUACGAUUUAAAAAUCACAUAGUUUUUUGCAUAAAAGAAAGAUAUAUUUGUUAGGUAACAAUUUCUUUUUCAGUUUUUUGAUUUUUCUGUUGUAUUCGAAGGUAGAACUAUUGUCAAAAACGAAUCCAUUACGAGUUUUCGAAACUGUAAUAUAGGAUUGCAAAGAUCGAAGGUAAUUGUAAAUAGAUCAAAAUUUUACUGAUUUGAUCAUUGCUGCUGUAACAUGUAUGUGUAUAAAGUGUCUCCGCAGUAUAAUUUAUACUGUAGGAAAACAUGCUAUAGGAAAGCAGUAGUUGAAAUGCUUUCGUUUUAUUUUACUUUGUAUUUUAAGAUGCCUCAAGUGCGAAAAACUGAAGAACAGAAUUUGUAAAAUAUGAAUGUAAUAUAUAUCAGGAGUGCCUUGAAGAUUUCUGUAUACUUAUGAGUAUACAAGUGACAUGCACACGCACGUGUGUUAAACACGAUACACGCGCGCGCAUUACACAUGACACAUACACACAGCACACACAAAAUGUAUGUAUGAAAUUACGUUUUAGGUAAAUAUGGGUACAUACAAUAUUUUUAAACUAUCUAUUACGUUAUACAUACAUGUCCCGCGUAAAACUCAUUAAGUUGCGUUAUGCGAUUUAAAUUUUUAUUCUCAUAUUUUCUAAAAUUGAAUGAAAUAUUUCAACUAUUAUUGUUAAUUUACGCGCUGUACUACAAAUUGCAUAGUGAUGCGAUUAAAUGAGUUUUAUGUGAAAGUAGGAGAAAAUUUAUAUUAUGUUCGAUUUCAUUAGAAAAUCUUUUUUUUUUGUAUCCUACGCAUAUUUACCAUCAUAGAAAAAAAAUUAUUCUUCAAUGCAUUUUUUCUUGUAGAAUGGAUACUCUAUGACCUAAGUUAAAAACUAUUCGAUGUAUAAUUUUGAUUGUUAUAUGUUUAUAAAAAGCAUACUUUCGUACACUAAAAAUCCAGUUUGAUCAUUCGUUAAUUUGAUAUUUUUCAAAGUAAAUGCUGAUAAAUCUAUAAAAAUUAUAAUUUAGUUUUGAUUUUGGAACAUGCUAAGAAAACUUAGAUUUUUACAGAAUGAGAUCGAAUUACAUAUUAUUUAUAUAUGUAUAUAGAUAUUCUUUUUUAUAAAAUGAAUUUUAAGAUGAUUGAUCAGACUGGAAAGAUUUUUAGUAUAACUUACAAACUUACAUGAUUUUUUGACAUUUUUCCUUAAAUUUUUGAAAGAUAAAUGCAAUUAUGCACUUCAACUAUACGUUCUUAUACAUGCUUGAUGUGUAACUUACAAUUAUACAGUUUUUAUUCAAACGGGAACUUAGAUAAUUUCCGAACUAUUCUCUAUAAACUGAAAGUACAAUGUACUUAUAGUGACGUUUUGUAAAAUAAAAACGUUUCACUAUAAGUUCCUUUUUUCAUAUGAAUUGAAAUUUUAUUUGAGAGAACGAAUUCUCUUCACAUUUUCAUCUGUGUUUUAAUGUUAAUCAUAUGUAUGAUAUAUGUAUAUCUUGAUUGCUGCACCGAUAUGAAAUAUUGUAUAUAGAUAAUAUAUGUAUUUUUACAUAUCAUCUGCCUUUAAAAAAUAUAGUUCAUAAACCUCUUUUAAGGUAGUAUUAUUUCUAUUAAUGAUAUGUAGUAAAAUGGAAAAGAGCAAAAGAUGGUAAAUAUAUUUUAAAUGUUUA